UCCGCUCCGUGUUUUGUCGGUAUCCCCUGAACUCCAACCCUCGCUCUCUCUGUCAGCUUCUCAUUCCGUCUCAAUAUGCCUCAAGAUGGCGGCCAAUGCUGGAUCAAUGUUUCAAUAUUGGAAGCGCUUUGAUUUACAACAACUGCAGAGAGAACUAGACGCCACCGCCACACAGCUGGCCAACAGACAGGAUGAGAGCGAACAGUCCAGGAAGAAACUCAUUGACCAGAGCCGCGACUUCAAGAAGAACACACCGGAGGAUGUCAGAAAGCAAGUGGCUCCUCUGCUCAAGAGCUUCCAGGGAGAGAUCGAUGCCUUGAGCAAAAGAAGUAAAGAAGCAGAAGGUUCCUUCUUGAACGUCUACAAGACAUUAAUAGAUGUCCCAGACCCCGUCCCUCUGCUGGAGUUGGGUCAGCAGUUACAGCUGAAGCUCCAGCGGAUGCACGACAUCGAGACAGAGAACCUCAAACUCAGAGAGACUCUAGAGGACUACAACAAAGAGUUUACUGAGGUCAAGAACCAGGAGGUGACUAUUAAAGCCCUGAAGGAGAAGAUCCGGGACUAUGAGCAGUCCCUGAAGAACCAGGCUGAGAACCUGGUCCAGGAGAAACAGGUCCAGCUCCACAAUGACUAUGCAGAGAAGGAGAGAAAGCUCCAGGAGAGCCAGGACUCCAUGUCCUCUAAGCUGGUUGAGGCUGAUCACAAAGCCCAGGUCUUACAGACAGCUCUUGAAACAACUCAGGCAGAGCUCUUUGAUCUGAAGACCAAGUAUGACGAGGACUGCACAGCAAAGGCCAAUGAGAUUGAAAUGGUGAUGACUGAUCUAGAGAGAGCCAAUCAGAGGGCGGAGGCAGCACAGAGGGAGGCGGACACUCUGAGGGAGCAGCUGACCUCUUCUAACCAAUCCCUGCAGCUGACCACACAGAUCCAGACCACCCCAGAAAUGGACCAGGCGGUGGAGGCCCUGUCCCGCCCCAGUCUGGAGGCAGAGCUGGGGGCCAAGGACAGGGAGAUGGUUCAGCUGAUGGAUGAUGUUCAGAGACUGCAGGCCAGCCUGUCUAAACUCAGAGAGAGUUCCAGCACACAGAUCACACAGCUGCAACUACAGCUCAGCACCAAGACGGACACCCUCAAGCAGCUGGAGGGAAAGCUGCAGGAACAGGCUGACUAUGAGGAGGUGAAGAAAGAGCUGAGCAUCCUCAAGUCUAUGGAGUUUGGCCCAUCAGACAGCUCAGUGCAGGUCAUGUCUAAACCCCUAGAAGUGUUAUUGUUGGAGAAGAACCAUAGUCUGCAGUCUGAGAGUUCCUCUUUGCGCAUCGCAAACACUGAGCUGAGCGGGUCAGCCAGACGAAAAGGGAAAGAGGCAUCCGUGGAGGAGACCACCACACCCAGUACCCCCUCCCUGCCUCCUCCUCUUCUCCCCCCGUCCCCCCAUCUCCACCUGCCCCAGAUCCCCUCCGACCCCCCUUACACCUCCACCACCAAUGGGACACACCCCUUCACCCCCACUGGCAUCGGCCAGGACUUCUACAGCCCCCACUUUCCUCCGGUGGGGGGCAAGAUGUCCCUCAACUCCCUCCUGCAGCGCCAGCUCAUGCAGACGUUCUACUCCAAAGCCCUGCAGGAGUCCUCUGAGGGAGCAGCUCUACUGUUCGCCCCUGUCCACUACACCCCUACCUCCACCCCUGGCUCUGGCUCUAGCCCUGUCCCGCUCUCGGCCAGCCCCCUGCCCACCCAGCAGUCUCCUGCAGGCCCAGAGGUGAACGGUAGUGGCGGUGCCCUGUCCCCCUCUCCCAGCCAGUCUGAGGGGACUGGGGGCAGUGUGUCUGACUGGGAGGACAUGGACACCACAGAGAUCGCCCGGCAGAUCAAGGAGAAGCUGAUUCAACACAACAUUGGCCAGCGGGUGUUUGGCCACUAUGUUCUGGGCCUGUCCCAAGGCUCGGUCAGUGAGAUCCUGGCUCGGCCCAAACCCUGGAGCAAGCUGACCAUCCGGGGCAAAGAGCCCUUCCACAAGAUGAGGCAGUUCCUGUCUGACGAGCAGAACAUCCUGGCACUACGCAGUAUCCAGGGACGACAGAGAGAGAGCCCAGGCCAGGCCUUUAGUCAGGCGUUACAGGACCUGCCCAAGCAGAGUAUCAGCUCUGACCAAGCCUCCCGGACAGGUAAUAUCACCACACGUAUCCGUACUCCAGAGUGUGGUUCAGACGAGGCCAUCAAGUCUAUCCUGGAGCAGGCCAAGAGAGAGCUGCAGGUGCAGAAAAUUGCAGACUGCUGCCAUGGUCCUUCUCCUGGUGGGGGACUGAGAGGAGGAGGAGGAGGAGGAGGAGGAGGAGGAGGCGGUGGUUCAGACGAGGCUAUCCGCUCCAUCCUAGAACAAGCUCGACGAGAGAUGGAGGCCCAACAGGCUGCUGUGGAACCCAUCCUCAAAGCCUCCUCUUCCUCCUCCUCUUUGUCCUCUCCCUCCCAGAGGGAUCUACUGGUCUCCCAUCUGGCUGCCUCCUUCCCUGCCUACACCCCUCUGUCUCUCUCCGUGAAGAAACCCCCCCCCGCCCUCCCAGUCUCCUCCUCCUCCUCGCCGUUUACAGUCCUGGACUUCAGCUCUAGCGUGAAGAGGGAGGACAGAGGAGCGUCGAUGCCGGACGGCAUGGCUGCUGGCGUGCCGGUGUUGGGUCGGAGCUCUGAGGGGUCUGCCCGGCCUGCAGGGUGGUGGUGGAGCAACAUGAACCCAGACCCCCGCGGAGAUAAACUCACACUGGGGGGAGAGGAGAACCACACCCAGGAGGACUCUAAAGAGGCUCUAGGAAGCAUGUGUGACGCGGCGUCUCGUCGUAAACCCUGGAGCAAGGUGACCUCCAGAGGCCUGCGUAUGCAGCUGUGGUUGAACUGUGACCUGGGUCAGAACACACACAUCGAGCCUGCUCACAACCAAGCAGAGGGCACUCCCAGCCAGACCUCAGCCAGCUGCAGCCCUGCCCCAGAGUCCCCGCUGAGCUCUGCUGAGGAGUCAUCCUACGGUUUAGGAGGGGACCGGGACCCUCUUGCCUCCCAGGCCCCGUCUCUGGAUCCCCCAUAUGGGGAGCCCUCAGGGGGGGAGUCCCAGCCUGGCACGCCCCUCCUCGGCCCCAUCACAGGCCUCAGCAUCCAGGAGACGAUAGCCAUGUCUCCUGAGCUGGACACAUACGUCCUCACCAAGAAGGUCAAGGAGGUGCUGACUGAUAACAACCUUGGGCAGCGUCUGUUUGGGGAGAGUAUCCUGGGUCUGACCCAGGGCUCGGUGUCUGAUCUGCUGGCUCGGCCCAAGCCCUGGCAAAAGCUCAGUCUGAAGGGACGUGAGCCAUUCGUCCGCAUGCAGUUCUGGCUGCAGGACCCACAGAAAGUGGAGAAACUGAUGGACAUGAAACGCCUGGAGAAGAAAGCCUACCUGAAGAGACGUCACAGUUCGCUGAGUGAUAGCCGUUCUGUGGACGGUGGCCUGGCAGGACCAGACUAUCUUCAGAGCGCCAGCCCCCAGCAUCAGCGACGGACUCAGCUGUACCAGAAGAAGGUCCGGGUGGUUCUGGGUCCCGAGGAGAAGGAGGCUCUGAAGAGGGCUUACCAGGAGAAACCCUACCCCUCCCCCAAAACCAUUGAGGAGCUGGCCUCCCAGCUCAACCUGAAGACCAGCACGGUCAUCAACUGGUUCCACAACUACAGGUCUCGUAUCCGCCGGGAGCUCUUCAUAGAGGAGAUUCAGGCUGCAGGGUCAGCGGCAGCAGCUAAAGCAGGGGAGGGGGACAGCUGUGACGGGACUGAGUCAGACAGCACCGUGGAGGGGCACCACGGGAGGCACAGAGGAGCCCCUGAUAACAUGGAGGUCAGGGUUGAAGCCGGGGUGUCAGGUGGAUCCCCUGCCCAGAGAAACUGCACUACCUCAGGCUCGGUCGGGCCGGUCUCCAGCAGCAACAGCAACCUCUUCAGUCUACCUGAGGCAGGUCUCUCUCGCUCAGCCCCUUCCAGUCACACCUCAACCCCGGCUAGGAACCACAGGGACAAUACCCUGCGCAGGAAGAAAGCUGCCAACCUCGACAAUAUCAUCCACAGACUGGAGAAGGCUGCCGGCAAGGAAGACCCGUCUGAGUGGGAGUUCUGAACCUCCCCCCACAUCCCUUUCUCGUGACCUCACAACCUCUGCCCUCUGACUGUCCCCCUGGUCUUCUCCUAUUGGACAGAAGAGGGCACAGCCAAAGCCAAGCUCAUUGGCCAUUUUUAUACACAGUCUCUUUCCUGGGAGAAAGGAGAGAAGUGGUUGCCAAACCAAGAUAUAGAAGAAGAUAUAAUGAACACUUGGAAGACAAAAAUGAGGGAAUCUCAGGCUCUCUGAAUACUGAGUUUCUUUUUCUUUCUUACGGAGAAUCACUUAGUCGCCCUGCUGGCCACAGGGCUUACUGUACCCCCAAACACCACCAAUUACUGUCAGGUACCCCCAAACACCACCAAUUACUGGCAGGUACCCCCAAACACCACCAAUUACUGGCAGGUACCCCCAAACACCACCAAUUACUGGCAGGUACCCCCAAACACCACCAAUUACUGGCAGGUACUGUACCCCCAAACACCACCAAUUACUGGCAGGUACUGUACCCCCAAACACCACCAAUUACUGGCAGGUACUGUACCCCCAAACACCACCAAUUACUGGCAGGUACUGUACCCCCAACACCACCAAUUACUGGCAGGUACUGUACCCCCAAACACCACCAAUUACUGGCAGGUACUGUACCCCCAAACACCACCAAUUACUGGCAGGUACCCCCAAACACCACCAAUUACUGGCAGGUACCCCCAAACACCACCAAUUACUGGCAGGUACCCCCAAACACCACCAAUUACUGGCAGGUACUGUACCCCCAAACACCACCAAUUACUGGCAGGUACUGUACCACCAAACACCACCAAUUACUGGCAGGUACUGUACCCCCAAACACCACCAAUUACUGGCAGGUACUGU
Molecule: messenger RNA, 4990 nt
Organism: Oncorhynchus mykiss (rainbow trout)
Lineage: Eukaryota; Metazoa; Chordata; Actinopteri; Salmoniformes; Salmonidae
Product: protein CASP-like
Biological process (GO): intra-Golgi vesicle-mediated transport; regulation of transcription by RNA polymerase II
Cellular component (GO): Golgi membrane; nucleus
Molecular function (GO): DNA-binding transcription factor activity, RNA polymerase II-specific; RNA polymerase II transcription regulatory region sequence-specific DNA binding
Source: RefSeq, a predicted model, not a curated record